Molecule: messenger RNA, 363 nt
Organism: Delphinapterus leucas (beluga whale)
Lineage: Eukaryota; Metazoa; Chordata; Mammalia; Artiodactyla; Monodontidae
Source: RefSeq, a predicted model, not a curated record
AAACUUGAUUUUCUUUUCUUUUUAUUUACAAAUGACUUGAAUUUUGUUGUUUUGUAGAUACUUGAUUGAUGUAGAAGGCAUGUGGCCAGAUGAUGCAAUUGAAUUAUUCAAUAGGAGCCGUGGACAUUGCUUAGAAAGACAAAACUACAUUGAAGACCUUCGGAAUGGUCCCAUCAGAAAGAAUCGGGAUUCCAGUGUAUCCAGAACAAGUGGUUUUGAAGACUCAGCGCGUAUGAUGGAACCAGUUCACACAGCUAAUAAGUCUGUUAACCAAGGACUGAAGUAUAACCUGCAUCAGACCCCAGGUUACCCAACAUCUCGGCAUUUCCAUACCCGGACCCGAGAUUUGCAGCAAUCAGAAAG